AUGGAGGGUCUUCCCCUUCCCGAAUCGCUAACCUGUCGUCUCAGCAUCAAGAAUGGUGACCCCCUUGAGGCAUGUCGCGACAAGGUCCCCCCCAGCAAAUUUCCCGGCCAAUGGAGACCUGAGUUUGAUAUCUAUCUCAAGCCAAACAACAAUGCAAAGCAGAAACAUUUCGAAGUCAUGUGUCAAGAAGAUGUGGCGCUUCUUGCUCAGCUAAAAGAGGUCUGGUACAGGGCAAGACGAAGACGCAAUGGGCAGGCCGGGUUCGAGCUUGAGGUAUUUGUAUACGUUCCCAAGCCCGAGGCACAAACGUCUCUUCGACGGGCAAGUGCUGCCCGAAUCCAAGAGCAGAUGCCCCGCGUGGCAGCGUUUCUGAGAGAGCACCAAGUCGAAGCGGGGCCAGCUUCGCGGAGAUACAUGGCUGUGACCCAAGCCCGUCUUCCUGAAGGAACGCCGUUAGCGGUACCAGACAGCGCUACCUUUCACCAGCGUCAGCAUGUAGACUACCGAGUAGUGCGUGUCAAGCUUCAUGGAGUGCCCGUCCCAUUGCAAGUUAAUGUCGGAGACCUGUGUGAGGCGCUCGGACUACCAAAUUACAGCCUACGACCCCCGUUUCGGCCUCCAACGAACAUUGAAACGCCGGUCCCUGCCACUAAUAUUGCGGACGAGGAGCACAGAGACCCGAAUGUCGAAUCGAUGGAGCAAUAA
Phytophthora sojae is the source of this 705-nucleotide messenger RNA. RefSeq lists its product as hypothetical. The transcript is spliced from 3 exons. The record is from RefSeq and is a predicted model, not a curated record. The coding region runs from base 1 to 705 and encodes 234 amino acids. Lineage: Eukaryota; Oomycota; Peronosporomycetes; Peronosporales; Peronosporaceae.